Colletotrichum higginsianum IMI 349063 is the source of this 1056-nucleotide messenger RNA. Its product is annotated as Allergen. The record is from RefSeq and is a predicted model, not a curated record. Lineage: Eukaryota; Fungi; Ascomycota; Sordariomycetes; Glomerellales; Glomerellaceae. The coding region runs from base 1 to 1056 and encodes 351 amino acids. The transcript has 3 exons.
AUGGACAAAGCCAAGCAAGCCGUUUCCAGCUUCGUCUCCAAGGAUGGUCACCACAAGACCACUGUCGACGAGGAUGUCAACAGAGCUGUCACCGAGGAGCAGGUUCGUCCUCAUCGUCAUGAAGAGGUGACCACCGCCGUCGACAGGGAAGUCCACCAAGACCACCACCACACAACGGUCCAGCCUCUCAAGGACCAGCAGGUUCUCCCUGAGAAGCACCAUCACAACGUCAUCCCCGUCGCACACAAGACCUUCGAGCAUGGAAACGAGAAGGAAACCAAGAACACCCUCGACCGCGAGCACGCCAAGUUCAAGGACACCUCCGUCACUCACGACACCACCCACACUUCGACAGCGGCCCCCGUCGUCUCUGGCGAGCGCGUCCACCACCACGUCCAUGAGCACGUCCAGCCCGUCAUCCAGAAGGAGACUAUCCAGCCCCACGUUGUACACACGACCGUCCCGGUCCACGAGACGCACCACGCCAAGCCCGUUCACCACGGCUCUACGACUCUUCCCACAAAAACCCUUGACGAGUUCACGCGUGAGAAGGGCAACCUCGACGGGCCCCGCCACCACAAGUACGACGAGUUCGAUGGGUGCCCCGACAAGAUCAACAAGGGAUUCGCGGACUCUGAGCAUACGGGUGUAGCCGGAACCCACAGCCACUCCCACGGCCAUUCCCACGGAACCGGCACGGGGGUCGCCGGCGCUGCUGCCGCUGGCGGAGCUGCCGUUGCUGCCAACAAGCACCACAACGACAACUCUACCCGAGGUGUUGGGCAGGCCGCCAACACUCACCACACUGUAGGUGACACUUCUGCUACCACCAUCAGCACCACUCAGGGUAUUCUGCAUGGUACUCAUCCCACUGGCGUUCAGAACGAUGGUACUCACGGUACUGCCUCUAUGAACAAGGCCGAGCCCCGCUUCGGUUCUACUGCCACGGGCACCGACGCUACUCACGAUGCUACGGGCAAGAAGAUUUCCCUCGUGGACAAGUUGAACCCCUUCAAGGACGCCGAUGGUGAUGGCCACAAGGGCAUUAUGAGCUAG